AUGUCUACAGAUCCCCAGUUGAAGCCUCCCAAGGAGUAUACAGCUCGAGCAUGGUCUGUCAUUCUCGGUGCCUGCAUGGCCGUCUUCUGCUCCGUCGGCUUCAUCAACUCGUACGGCGUCUUCCAGGAAUACUAUCUGACGCACCAGCUCGCCAACGAGUCCGGCUCGACCGUGGCCUGGCUGGGCGGCGUCAGCAUCUUCUUCAUCUUCUUGGGGUCGGCAGUAUCUGGGCCGGUGAUGGAUAUCUCAGGGCCUAGAAUCAUGCUCUGUGUUGGAUCCGUAGGGAGCGUGUUCUCGAUCAUGAUGGCGUCGCUGUGCCACAAGUUCUACCAAUUCCUCCUCGCCCAGGCCGUUUCAAUGGGCAUGUUCAUGUCACUCCUGGUCGCGCCGUCGAUAGCCAUUGUCGGCCAAUAUGUCAAAGUCAAGCGCGGUGCUGCGAUGGGCAUCGUCAUUGCCGGUUCCUCACUCGGAGGUGUCGUCUGGCCCAUCGUGAUCAACGAGCUGCUGAAGAACGAGAGUGUCGGUUUUGGCUGGACCAUGCGUAUCGUCGGGUUCAUCAUGAUCCCUUUGCUCGCUGUUGCGUGUAUCUGCUGUCGACCUCCACUUGACCAGGCCCAAGCCCAGACAUCGGACAGUGAAUCAGCCCAGGAGAUCAAGGACGAAAAACGCAGACCUGAUUUCUCCAUCCUGAAAAAGACCGAGAUGCGUCUACUGUGCUUAGCAUUCUUCACCAUCUACUUUGGCAUGUUCGCGCCCUUCUUCUUCAUCACAUCGUACGCCUCCGCGAUGGGCUUCUCGGGCGAUCUGGCAUUCUACAGCGUAUCAAUCCUGAACGGGGCGUCGAUGUUUGGCCGAAUCCUGCCAGGAAUGGUAGCAGAUAAAUAUGGCCGGUUCAACUUCUGCAUGCUCUUUACCUUCCUGUCUGGUCUAAUAGCGCUCUGCUGGACAAAAGUCACAUCUGUCGCUGGCUUGGUCGUGUUCGCUGCUGCAUAUGGCUUUACAUCUGGAGCCAUCCUGUCUCUUCAGCAAGUAUGUGCUGUGCAAAUCGCAACGCCCCAAACACUCGGGCUCGCAGUCGGGACGAUAUUCGCUGCGUCUUCAUUCUCGGCAAUGGCCAGCACGCCCAUCAGCGGCGCGCUGUCGGAGAAGUACGGAUAUCUCUCGCUGUCUAUCUACUCUGGCGUGAGCUUGAUUGUUGGCAGCGUGUUCCUUGGUAUGGCGCGGCUGGUGCAGAGCAGGAAGAUUCUGGUUGCUGUGUAG
Molecule: messenger RNA, 1260 nt
Organism: Aspergillus versicolor CBS 583.65
Lineage: Eukaryota; Fungi; Ascomycota; Eurotiomycetes; Eurotiales; Aspergillaceae
Exons: 5
Coding region: 1-1260 (419 amino acids)
Biological process (GO): transmembrane transport
Cellular component (GO): fungal-type vacuole membrane
Molecular function (GO): transmembrane transporter activity
Source: RefSeq, a predicted model, not a curated record